AUGGGGCAGAAGAACUCUUUGCUAAGAACCCAUCAACAGUCAAUUCUGGCUGCCUCUGUGGUGAAAGCUAACUACGAUGCCCGCAUCCGGGUCCCUUCGGUGUCAUCUGAACGGGAGACGGCUGCGGGACUGCUGGGGCUCCUCUCCGGAGUGCCUCUGGCCCACCAAGGUGCUUUAAAGAAUGGAGACAGUGUGCUGAUCCAGGGCCGACCGAGGGCUCGCAGUGAAGGGAACCUCAGGAAGAAAGAUGCAUCCUACAAAGGCAAGAAGGGAAAUGUGCCUUCUGAGGCCGAAGACCUCGUCCUGCCUCCGCCUCGGAAGCCCUCCUUCCCAUUCCAGUGGGCCUGGGAGAGCUUCCUGGUGGAUGGCCGGAGCCUGCCCCUGCCCCCUCCGGCCUCUUCCCAACAGACCGGGCAGGCCAAGAAGGGCCAGGCCUCAGCCCUGCCACCUGCCAGGGCCCCCCGGAAGUCGCGCUGGAAGGCUGUGCCCCCCUCUCCCCAGCCGGCCACCUUCCCGCUCUACUGGAAAAUGGAGGCCCGGUGUCAGGACAGAAAAAGGCAGCUGAAGCCCUGGAUUCAGCCCGAAACGGACAGUCAGGAGAGCCAGGACGGCCUGGAACAGGAAGGGCAGGAAGGGCAGGAAGACCAGGACGACAGGGAGGAGGAGGGGCUCGAGGGCAGGAGGGAGUUCAGCCUCUGGUCCCCUUUCUCAUCUCCCAAGACAAGGAGCAGAGCGGAGGAGAGGAGCCAGCUCCGGAAGUGGAAGGCCCUGCACCUGGCUGGCUUCGCCCUCCUCAGAGGAUUCCAGCGGAGACUGGCAAAGUCCAAGGAACUGCAGAAGAUGUACAACCUGGAUGCUCUGCAGAAACAUCUGCAGGAGGAGGCCGAGGAGCUGGGCCUCUACCCCGCCCAGUGGCCCCCCCAGGACGCCGCCCACGCGCGGGCCGAGAAGUAUCCGGCCGGCGAAGAGGAGAAGUCCUUCCUGCUGACCAGCAGCACCACCAGGACCUCCCAAAAGCGCAGAGAAGCCACCAGGGCCUUGAUGCUGGACUGGGAACGGCACAAGCAGGAGGAGCAAGCCAGGGCGGAGCAGCGCCGAGCUCAGGAGCAGCGGGUCCAGAAGCAGGUGGCUCGGUGCCUGGCAGCCUACGGGUCUUCCAGAUCCAGGGCGGGGGCGUCCCACCGCAAGCUUGAGGAGCUCAGGCAGCAGGAGAAGGAGCGCUUGGCGGAGUACCAGAAUGAGCUUCAGGGCAUCUAUCAGCGGGUACAGAACCGGCCCUUCCUCUUCCAGCAAACCAUGCAAGCCAAUGCCCGGCUCUCGGUGAACAGGCGCUUCUCCCAGGUGCUGUCGGCGCUGGGUUUGGACGAGGAGCAGGUAUUGGCCGAAGCAGUGAAGGAUGAGAUUGAGGAAAUGCCCUCGAAAUACAGGUCCUCAAAGACCAGGAAGCUAGCCAGGAUCCGAGUGGAGCAGCCUUAUUGGGACAUGGAGUGAACAGAGCUGCAAGCUGCCCGAAGUCGUCAAGCCGAGUACAGGAGCGGGGUUGCCCAGGGCCCAGGGUUAAAUGGGAAAGAGGGAGAGAGGGAAAAAUGAAAUUAUUGUAUUUAA
Messenger RNA from Antechinus flavipes (yellow-footed antechinus), 1605 nucleotides. RefSeq names its product testis specific 10 interacting protein (gene TSGA10IP). Gene Ontology annotation, biological process: cilium organization. The transcript is spliced from 9 exons. The coding region runs from base 1 to 1491 and encodes 496 amino acids. The record is from RefSeq and is a predicted model, not a curated record. Gene Ontology annotation, cellular component: cilium; photoreceptor connecting cilium; ciliary basal body. NCBI's taxonomy places the organism in Eukaryota, Metazoa, Chordata, Mammalia, Dasyuromorphia, Dasyuridae.